AUGAGGAGAGCCUUUAUAUCAGGUUUUACUGGUAGUGCUGGCACUGCUGUUGUCACAAAAGAUAAAGCAGCUCUUUGGACAGACGGGCGAUAUUUUCUCCAGGCAGAGAAACAGUUGAGCUCUAGCUGGAUUCUCAUGCGGACAGGUAAUGUGGGGGUGCCUACCACCAAUGAAUGGCUUAAUGAUGUUUUGGCUCCUGGUUGCCGAAUUGGCAUUGAUCUUGUGAAGGAUUUGGGAGAGUCUGUGUUUGAUGUGGAGCAGUUUCUUUUUUCUUCUGAUGCUGCAGAAGAAUUAAAGGAGGCCAUAUCUAAAAGGAAUCAUGAGUUGGUAUACUUAACGGAUUUUAAUCUCGUGGAUCAAGUAUGGAAAGAAUCAAGGCCGAAGCCUCCAAGCAAACCAAUUAGAGUGCAUGAUGUAAAGUAUGCUGGUUUAGACGUGUCAUCAAAACUGUCUUCCCUGAGGUCAGAACUGAUUGAUGCUGGCUCGGCGGGAAUUGUUGUCUCUAUGCUUGAUGAAGUUGUCUGGCUGUUGAACUUGGUAAUAUACCUAUCUUUCUUGGACAUGCUCCAGUAG
Messenger RNA from Ilex paraguariensis (yerba mate), 573 nucleotides. The record is from the annotation of a GenBank genome assembly. NCBI's taxonomy places the organism in Eukaryota, Viridiplantae, Streptophyta, Magnoliopsida, Aquifoliales, Aquifoliaceae.